Messenger RNA from Paramecium primaurelia, 1681 nucleotides. The record is from the annotation of a GenBank genome assembly. Lineage: Eukaryota; Ciliophora; Oligohymenophorea; Peniculida; Parameciidae.
AUGAAUUUAGCAAUUUCAUCUAGUUCAGAAGAAGAAUCCUCAUAUAAUGCUAAAGAAUAAGACAGAAUAUUAAAGAAUUCAAACAUUUUUAAAUAGAAAGCCAACUCUCAUUUGAAUUGCUUGAAACAUCCAAACAAAAAAGUAUGAAACAAUUACAAUUAUUAUAUAUAGGCUAAAUAUUAUGCUUAAGUCGAUAAGAGAACAUUAUUUUGUUCUAAAUGUGCUUUGAAUUUAGCAUUGAAGGGUCAUAAAAUUGAAGAGAGUGCUGGAACAGAGUUAGAAUUCUAAAGACAAAUGAGAAUUAAUUAAUUUUAAGAAUUGAUGAAAUAAACUUUAUAAGCUUGCAAUUUUAAAAUAAUAGACUUUAAUAACUUGUAAAUAAGUCAAAAGUAAUUGCUUGAAGAUUAAAAAGCAAAUUGUAUAAGAUUUUUUGAAUAAGUGAUUGAAACAGCUCAAUAAUUAAAAUAAACAUAUAUUCAAAAAUUUUAACAUGAUCAUUCAAUUUUAGAAUAGAAUAUUUUGGAUUGUUAAUAAGCUGUUACAAAUUAUGAAAAACAAUUAUAAUAAUUUUAAAUUGAUAUUGAAAAAAAUCAUUCAAAUAUAGUAAAAAAAAUGGAAAUGAAACCUUUUGAAGAUAUAAUGCAAAGAUAUGAGAAAAGAGUAAAAAAUAUUUAACAAUUAUUAUCAGAAAUGAAAUUAGAUAAUAGUGUAAAAAUAAAUUAAUUUGAGCAAUCUUAAAUUUUAACAUUUAUGAAUAAAAUGUGUUACAAUAUAUUAUUGAAUGAUACAUCACAAUCAAUAAAAUCUAGAAGCAAUUCAAUUAAUAAUAAUAAUAAUAAUCCUUCAAUUGAUAUGAAAGCAUUUGAUAUUUUAGAAAAUGAUGAUAUCUAUUAAAGUACAUUCUCGAAUACAAUUAAAGAUAACAAUAGCUAAAAUCCUCCAUCUCCAAUCUCUAAAUUGCCAAUUUAUAAAAAUAAUGGAUCUAAUCCUAUUUCUACAAUAUAAAAUUCUAGAAGAGAAAGUAACUCAAACACUCCAGAAAGUUGGAAUCAUACUAAUAUACAAAAUUGUGAUCAAUAAUCAUAGAUUCCCUUAUAAGCAAAUAGUCAUAAUGUAAGUUUGAUUGAAUAACCAAUAUUAAUCAAUUAAUAAUAAUAAUAACAUUGUGUUUAAGAUAGAGUAAAAUAAACAAAUGAUAAUCCAUAAAUAUCAUCUAAUGAACAAUAGAAAAAUUUAGAGAUAACACCUUUAAUUUAUUAGAAGAGUUAAUCCAUCUUACCAUAAUCAAUUAAAAUUUACAAUAGUUAAAGAAGUAAUAUUAUUUAAUAUAUGCUUAGAUUAAUAUGAUUCUAAUAAUAAUAAUAAUAAUAAUAAUAAUAAUAUUAAUAAUAAAUCUCAAGAUUAAAAAUAAAGAAAAAAACAGACAUCUGUAGAUUAUUUUGAACAAAAACGAUUUUAUAUUCUAAAUCAAAAUCAAUAAAAACCAUAAUAAUAAUAAUAAGAAGAUUCAUUGAAGGAUAGAAUAUUUAAAGAAUUAAGUGGACAUUCCAGCGAAUCCGUUUAUAAUUAAGUUUUAAAAAUUAAUAAUACAUAACAAAAAAUUAAAAAGGGAAAAGAGAAUACUCAAAUUGAUUGGACUGGUAGUUUAAAAUAUAAGUAAAAUUUAUUAAUAAAAAAAUGA